AUGCCAACCCAGUUGGAUCGAGCGCUGAAUUCCAAGAAUUUGUUCCUCGGAUUUGCGGGAAUGGUCACGGCGGUGGCUGCCUGGUCAAUCUGGGGCAGCGAUGUAUUCCCGGCUGAGCCAGAUCCAACUGGAGAUCCGGAGAAAUGGACAGCGGAUGAAAUGAAACGAUGGCUUCGUGUGAGAGGGCUGUUGCCGGGUGAGAGCGCGACGCGCGAGGAGCUGCUCGAGAGAGUCAAGGCGAAUCUGCGCGUGUCACGCACGGCAAAUCCAUCAACCGCCCAAUAG
Molecule: messenger RNA, 285 nt
Organism: Penicillium alfredii
Lineage: Eukaryota; Fungi; Ascomycota; Eurotiomycetes; Eurotiales; Aspergillaceae
Product: Ish1 domain-containing protein
Exons: 5
Coding region: 1-285 (94 amino acids)
Source: RefSeq, a predicted model, not a curated record